AUGCCCUGGCUCCGCGUGGCCUUCCUGCUGCCGGACUCGAGCCCGCGCCGGGUGCAGACGAGGCUGCCCGUCACGCUCGCGAAGUUCCUGGCCGGCCGCGAGCUCUCCUCGCAGGAGUUCUUCGCCCUCUGGCGGCGGUCGUCCUUCGCCCUGGGCGAGGCGUCCUGCACGGCGCAGCUGGCCGCGCGCCUGCGGGGCGUGCCCCUGGCGCAGGUGGCCAGGUGUGCCGCCCUCGGCGGCGCGCUGAGGCUCCACCACGACAACGUCGACGCUGGCCCCUGCAGCCUCGCCUUCGCCUCGCAGAUCGCCGCCGCGGGCGAGGGCGCGAGCCCGCUGGAGGACGCCUGCCUCGUGCGCGUCGAGGUCGGCUCGGGGCGCCACGCCGGCAGCGCCCGAGUCGCGGUGCGGAGCGCGGACCACACGGCCGCGCGGGCGCUGUGCGACGCGGUGCUGGGGCAGCUCGUGGAGGCCGGGGUGCCCGCCGGCGGCGGCUGCGAGGGCAGGUGA
This is a messenger RNA of Prorocentrum cordatum, 507 nucleotides long. The record is from the annotation of a GenBank genome assembly. Lineage: Eukaryota; Dinophyceae; Prorocentrales; Prorocentraceae.